AUCCCUAAAACCGCAUAAACAUUUUCUUGUUUCUUUGUGGUACGUGUUCUUGACUUAUAGAAAUGUAGAAUUCAUUUAGACCAAGCAAAUGCACAGACCAAAAUUAUGGCUCAGUCAUUGUCCCCUACAGCAGCAGCUACACUAACCUCACUAUCAACCAAGAAGAAUGCCCGUUUGAGCUCUUUUAGAGUCUUGGCUUUUCAUCAAGGCGAAUUGGACCCAAAUAUUGUCUCUCGCAGGAGUUUAGCAUUGGGCUUGGCCGGAGUUGCGGUGGCGCUGAAUGCAGGUAACAAGAAGGCAAAUGCUGCUGCAAGAAGGCCUCCACCACCCCCACCAGCGGAGAAAAAGGAUCCAAAUGUCAGUGGUGUCUUGGCUAAAGUAAUAGCUAGCAAGAGGAGAAAGGAGGCUAUGAAAGAGUCCAUGGCCAAGCUAAGAGAAAAAGGGAAGCCUAUCAAAGAACCAUCUGAAUAGUUUGUUUACUAUGCAUGUAUAUCAAGAGAUUUUGUUGCUCUUGCUCGUCUUUAGUUUACAUAGUUGAGUUAUAAGGUUUGCAAAAGUAGAAGUCAAUUCUAUCAAUAACGAGAUCAAUGGUGGAAAAACAAUCAUAAAAGCCAUUCAUUUA
Molecule: messenger RNA, 622 nt
Organism: Solanum dulcamara
Lineage: Eukaryota; Viridiplantae; Streptophyta; Magnoliopsida; Solanales; Solanaceae
Exons: 2
Coding region: 106-471 (121 amino acids)
Source: RefSeq, a predicted model, not a curated record